Trypanosoma cruzi is the source of this 378-nucleotide messenger RNA. Its product is annotated as mucin TcMUCI, putative. The record is from RefSeq and is a predicted model, not a curated record. Lineage: Eukaryota; Euglenozoa; Kinetoplastea; Trypanosomatida; Trypanosomatidae. The transcript has a single exon. The coding region runs from base 1 to 378 and encodes 125 amino acids.
AUGACCACACUCACGAUGGUGACGUGCCGUCUGCUGUACGCCCUGCUGGUGCUUGCCCUGUGCUGCUGCCCGUCCGUGUGCGCGGCAGAAGGUGGUGGUCAGAAGCAGGAAAAUACCACUACGACUACCACAACAAAGCCACCAACUACGACGACCACGACAACAACAAAGCCACCAACUACGACGACCACGACAACCACGACCACGACCACUGCGCCGGAGGCACCAAGCAUUACGACUACAGAGGCGCCAAAUACGACGACCACCCGUGCGCCGUCAAGUAUUCGCAGAAUUGACGGCAGCUUCGGCAGCUCUGCGUGGGCGUGUGCCCCGCUGCUUCUCGCCGCAUCCGCACUGGCGUACACCACUCUGGGCUGA